ACGCAAAUGCAAAGAAAAAUAAAAAAAACUAACUAAUUCGCAAUCGCAAGCAUCAUUUAACCGCGUACAAUGUACAAUUGCUGAGUAUAUGGAAAUUAAUAGCUCUAACUGUGCGCUCUCUCAUGUUCGUAUGUGAGUUUGUUUGUUGCUGCAAUGCGAAUUGCACAGUCAACACAAAUACAAAUUUGUUAUUACGUGACCUCGAGAACGCCGCUAAAAUUAAAAUUCACAGAGCCGUGGCAAAAAGUGUUAUUUUACCUUAAAGCGAAUAUAUCUAAUGCAAAUGCAACACUGCGUGAGCUAAAUGCGUCACUACGAUGCAGAUUAACUGAUUAAUAAAGGUGGAGUGAAGGUAAAAAUAUAAAAAUAAAAAGUACGUGGUAAAUAAAACGAAAACAACGCAAAAAUGUCUGGCGGACGCGACAGCAGCGCAAGCGCCAGCAGCAGCAACGGCAACAGCGCUGCCAACUCCAUCACACCGCAAACGCCGACGCAGCAGCGCGCCCGCGGUCGCCCGGCUAAGCGGGCGACAUGCACCUGGUGCGGCGAAGGGAAACUGCCGCUGCAGUACGUCCUGCCCACACAGACGGGCAAAAAGGAGUUCUGCUCGGAGACAUGCAUCGCCGAGUUCCGUAAAGCGUACAGCAAGGGGGCGUGCACGCAGUGUGACAACGUGAUACGCGAGGGUGCGCCCAAUAAGGAAUUCUGCUCCAUGAUGUGUAUGAACAAGCAUCAGAAGAAGAACGGGUCGACGCGGCACAGCAGCGGUGGUGCUGCGGGCGCUGGUGGCGCCGCCGAUGGGGAGCGCAAAUUGCUGAGCAGCGGUGCGCCGGCGCCCACGGGUCCCUUUCAGUACGAGAGCUUUCAUGUAUUCGACUGGGAUGCCUAUCUAGAGGAAACUGGCAGUGAUGCGGCGCCCGCCGAGUGCUUCAAGCAGGCGCUGAAUCCGCCCAACAACGAUUUUAAGAUUGGGAUGAAACUGGAGGCACUGGAUCCACGCAACGUAACUUCCACCUGUAUUGCGACUGUAGUGGGUGUGUUGGGCUCACGAUUGCGCCUGCGGCUUGACGGCAGCGACUCACAGAACGAUUUCUGGCGCCUGGUCGACUCGACGGAGAUCCAUGCGAUCGGGCAUUGCGAGAAGAAUGGCGGCAUGCUGCAGCCGCCUCUUGGUUUCCGCAUGAAUGCUUCCAGCUGGCCCGGCUAUCUCUGCAAGAUACUCAACAAUGCAAUGGUUGCGCCCGAGGAGAUAUUCCAACCGGAGCCUCCGACGCCCACUGAGAAUCUCUUUAAGGUUGGCCAGAAACUGGAGGCGGUGGACAAAAAGAAUCCCCAACUGAUUUGCUGCGCAACAGUUGAUGCCAUCAAGGAUGAUCAAAUUCAUGUCACUUUCGAUGGCUGGCGCGGCGCCUUCGACUAUUGGUGCAAUUAUCGUUCUCGUGACAUUUUCCCAGCUGGAUGGUGCGCGCGCAGCUGCCAUCCUAUGCAGCCGCCGGGUCAUAAGUCGCGCAUGGACUCCAGCUCUGGCAAGCAGCGUUGCCCGCGUCCCAGAUAUACCGUUGUCGCUGAAUCGGAUGCCAUGGUGGCCGCCUCCCCGGUAACGGCGCACUUUCACACCAACUGCAAGGGCGGACCCUUUAUUAAUGGCUCCAAGCUGCCGUCUAUGGUGACGGGGCCGACGCAUCAGACGCUCGCCAAGCUUUGCCUUCAGGAGGUGCUGGCCGCCAGCACAGAUACACAGCAGUUGUCCAAGCUGCUCUUCGCGCUCGACGGAGAUGUGCAUAUUGUGACCGCUGCUGGCAAGAAUUUUACGGUCAAAAUACCCUCGCCGCUGCGCAUGAAGGAUGAUGAAAGCCUGGCCCAGUUUAUUGAGACGCUAUGCAUCACAUGCCGAGCAUGUGCAAAUCUUAUCUCAUUGAUGCCGGAGACCGAGGAGUGCAAGAAGUGCGCACACAGCCGAAAGCGUCAGUUGUUGCAGACCGCAACGCCGCCAGCGUCGCCUGUGCUGGCCGAGAAACGCAGCCGUCAAUCGAAAUCCGCCACGCCCACGCCCACAUCGCCCGCCGAGAAGCCGCUAAUUAUCAAGCAGGAGGCGGGCGUCAAGGCGCAGACGCAGCAGCCCGCAAGCAAAGCCACUAAGGAGACAUUAAGCCACAACAACAACAACAACACUAACAACAACAACAAUAACAAUAACAGCAACAAUAAUGUUAGCAGUGCCAAGCUGGCCAUCAAAGUGGAACCAAACAGCGUCCCAGCGACAGCCUCAGCGCAGAAUCAAGCACAGGCGUUGCGCAAGGUGCGCUUCCAGCAUCACAACAAUAACAAUGGCAACUGCCAGCUGGAGACGAGCAACAACUUGGGCUCAACUGGCAGCAACAGUAACAGCUCCUCCUCUUCUAACUCCUCCAGCAGUAGCAGCAGCAGCGGAAACAGUAGCAAUAGCCUAGCCGGCGGCACAGCAAAUGCCAAAUAUUUGGCACCACUCGUCGCCGAGGUGCAUCCAGAGCAGCUGAGCGCCAAGCCGCCCAGCAGCUACUAUAAAUCGCCAACUACAUUAUCAUCAAGCGCCUCCUUUCCGUCUUCGGUAUCCACGCCUUUCACCGCCUCACAGUCGGCCUGUCCGGCGGCGCCGGCUGCCAGCGCUGCCAAAGCGGCAACAGCGCCAGUGGCUGCAUCUGCAUCCAGCAGUUAUGCGGGUACAGCCAUCACCUCACCGCUUAGCACACCCACAUCGACGGCCUGUUCGCAUCUACGAGCGCAGCCUAUCGACUGGUCCAUCGAAGAGGUCAUCCAGUAUAUCGAGAGCAAUGACAACUCGCUGGCCGUGCAUGGCGAUCUCUUCAGAAAGCACGAAAUUGAUGGCAAAGCCUUGCUUUUACUUAACUCGGAGAUGAUGAUGAAAUAUAUGGGCCUUAAGCUGGGGCCAGCCUUAAAAAUAUGCAAUCUAGUGAAUAAGGUCAAUGGACGAAGAAACAACAUGGCUUUGUAAAUUGCCAGAAGCAUAAAAGAAACAUGGAUAUGGAAAUGGAACAAAAUAAAGCGCAAGAAAAGGAACAAGGCCAGCGCAGAAGUGUUAACAAAUUAGUACCUCCUUAAAAAGUAAAAGUAAACAAAAAAAUAAAGAUAAUCACAUAAUAGAAAACAGAUAUGCAGAAUAUAUUUGUAAUGUGUUCGGGCAUUGAUGAAGUUGAAUAACGUUAACAAAUUACUUUAAAAUAUUUAAUUUUCAACCUAAAAUUCUAAUGCGAACUAUGUUAAACAUGCGCGAAGGAAACCAAAACAAAUGUCGAGCAAAAAAUAACUUGAAAUUCCAAAAACUCAUAUUCAAAAUAUCAGUUUUUCCAGCAAGAAAAACGUAUAAAACAAAAAAAUAACACAUUACCUUUAAAAUGCAUACGCAAAAUAUUUAUUACACACACGCACAUUAGGCACGGAAACCCAAAACAGUUUGUAUUUAAUAAAAAUAUAUACGACAAAAAAAUCCCUUGAAAAUAUUGUACAUAAUUUUACAUAUAAUUUUGUAAUUAUGUAUGUACUGAUUGCGUUUCUUUAAACUUAAACUAUUACAAUGUUUGCUUAAUUUUAGUAAUUUACUUUUAAGUGAAAUCAACAAACAAACAAAAGAACAAUCUGUUUAAUUUUAUUUGUAGACACAUAAGAAACCUAAAAUACAAAACUAAAUGAAAAACCCAAACUUAAAUUGUAAACUAUAUUAACUCGAAAGAACCGACAGCGGAUACAUAUAACACAAUCAGAUAUAUAUAUAUAUAUAUAUAUAUAUAUAUAUAUAUACACUUCUAUGCAAUAUUUCUCAUUAUGUUUAUUUACACACCCACACAAAAACUCACAGACAUCUACACAUAAGAUAUACUUAUACCAUACAUAUAGCAAACUGUAAACAUUAUUAAACUUGGUCAACAACAAAUAUUUUAUUUUUUUCACUUUAAUAAUAAUUGCUGCUUAUGAAAGACGAAACUGCUAGGAACCAUAGAAGUAUUAACAUUUGUAGUACUCAAUCUAAAAUUUUAGAUUGCCAACUGAAGGGUCUAUGGCUCUCCUUUCUUCCAGCUAAGUUUUGCAGAGCGCUUAUUUUAUAUAUAUACUUCCAAACUAUAACACUCACAUACUUCAUAUACAUAAGCCCCAAAUAUACGAUGUAUACAUAUUAAACUUUCGGAUUGACACAGGUAAAUUUCGAAUAAAGCAAAAAGCAGUUGCAUAUAAUCAUAAAAUUAGUCAAAAACUUCAUGUAUACUUGAAAAACGAGAGUAAUAAUAUCCCGUAUUAACCCUUGGCUAAUCUUUAGAAACAAAUAUAUAGAAAAUUAACGGACUUUUAUCAGAUGCUGAUAUACGACUUACACCAAAAAAAAAUUAGCACUAAUGAACAAAUUGGAAUACAAUUAUUGAAUAUAUGCGAAAAAAACAAUUAUCUCCUAAAAUCACCCAGUCUCUCACACAAACACCCACACAUUCACACGCUAGUUCAAAUACACAUACACACACUCAUAUACAAAUUAUUAUAAUGUAUUCAUUUUGUUUUGCCAUUUACAUUAAAUUAGGUACUAAGUGAAUAGUUAUUUAAUUCCUUUCACGUUAUGUAUGUAUAGAGAUGAACCACAAAAUUGUAUCAGACAAUUGAAAUCUGAAUAAAGCAAAGCAUAUGCAUAUUGAUAAGUAUUUAAAUACUAUUAAAUUAUGUUAUAC
Molecule: messenger RNA, 4709 nt
Organism: Drosophila novamexicana
Lineage: Eukaryota; Metazoa; Arthropoda; Insecta; Diptera; Drosophilidae
Gene: Scm
Product: polycomb protein Scm
Exons: 4
Coding region: 407-2992 (861 amino acids)
Biological process (GO): regulation of DNA-templated transcription
Cellular component (GO): nucleus
Molecular function (GO): protein binding; zinc ion binding
Source: RefSeq, a predicted model, not a curated record